Messenger RNA from Lycium barbarum (goji berry), 3061 nucleotides. RefSeq names its product ATP-citrate synthase beta chain protein 1-like. Gene Ontology annotation, biological process: acetyl-CoA biosynthetic process; tricarboxylic acid cycle; fatty acid biosynthetic process. Gene Ontology annotation, molecular function: ATP citrate synthase activity. The coding region runs from base 735 to 2690 and encodes 651 amino acids. The record is from RefSeq and is a predicted model, not a curated record. The transcript has 18 exons. Gene Ontology annotation, cellular component: cytosol. NCBI's taxonomy places the organism in Eukaryota, Viridiplantae, Streptophyta, Magnoliopsida, Solanales, Solanaceae.
AAUUAAUCUUUCCUCAAAGUUUGUCGAAUUCUUUACUUCCCGCCAUCUUUUUGGGUUUUGGUGUGUGAUUUUCUCAUUUUUCUGUUGAAUUCUCGAUUCGAGUUCAUGUUUAUUAUCUAAAACCACUUGAAUUGUUUGUCUCCUGUGUGCUUUCGAGCUUAUUAAUUACUCUCUUCGUUUCAAAAUAUUUGUUUUACUUCCUUUCUAGUCCGUUUUAAAAAAAAAAUCUUUCCUUUUUGGCAACUCUUUAAUUCUACUUUUCAAACAAGACAUAUUUAAGACCACGAGAUUAAUAUUUUGAUAUAUUCUACACAUUUUUAAUUUAAAAUCACAAGAUGUAAAAGUCUUUUUUACGUUCUUAAACUUCGUGUCACAUCUAAACCAGAAAAAACAUUUUGAAACGAGGGAGUACUCUUGACUUAUAGUCUGUUUGACCAAGCUUUUAAAAAUAAUUUAUUUUAAAAAAUAUUUUUUUUAAAAGUACUUUUUAAAAAAAUAUUUUUAGCUAAAAGCAGAUUGUGUUUGGCCAAUUAAUUUAAAAAAUACUUUUGAAAAAAAUAUUUUUGGACAAAAGCUAUUUUUUUAGCUUUUGAAAAAUUGUUUCUGUUACUCCUCAAAAGCACUUAUUUUUUCCUAAAAGCUUGGCCAAAUACCUCAUUUUUUUAAAAAUAAAUACUUAUUAAAAAAAUAACUACUUUUGGGGGAAAAUUAAGUUUGGCCAGGUAGUAGGCUCAAUGAUGCUCUGCGAUAUGAACUGGCUUUGCCUUUGCUUGUAUGAUGAAGUCCUUAUGGUUUUUUUGGAGCUCAAGUGUGCGUGGCACGUUACUAAGGGGCUGUUUGGUUCUGAAAUUGACUUUGGCAAAAUGGCUACUGGACAGCUUUUCUCCAAGACUACACAAGCUUUAUUCUACAACUACAAGCAGCUUCCUGUCCAACAGAUGCUUGACUUUGAUUUUUCUUGUAGGAGAGAAACACCUUCUGUUGCUGGAAUCAUAAAUCCAGGUUCUGAGGGAUUCCAGAAACUUUUCUUCGGUCAGGAGGAAAUGGCAAUCCCAGUACAUUCAACCGUUGAAGCUGCCUGUGCUGCACAUCCCACAGCUGAUGUAUUUAUAAACUUUGGAUCUUUCAGAAGUGCUGCUUCUUCCUCCAUGUCUGCUCUUAAACAACCAACCAUCAGAGUCGUCGCUAUUAUAGCUGAGGGUGUUCCCGAGUCGGACGCUAAGCAGCUGGUUGCUUAUGCAAAGGCAAACAAUAAGGUGAUUAUUGGUCCAGCUACUGUUGGAGUAAUUCAAGCCGGAGCUUUCAAGAUUGGUGAUACUGCUGGAACAAUUGAUAACAUUAUUCAGUGCAAGCUUUACAGACCUGGAUCUGUGGGCUUUGUAUCAAAAUCUGGUGGUAUGUCUAAUGAAUUAUACAAUACAAUCGCCCGCGUGACUGAUGGAAUUUAUGAAGGAAUUGCAAUUGGAGGAGAUGUAUUCCCUGGUUCUACCCUUUCUGAUCAUGUUUUGCGCUUCAACAAUAUCCCUCAGGUUAAAAUGAUUGUUGUUCUUGGGGAACUUGGUGGACGAGAAGAAUAUUCCUUAGUUGAAGCCCUCAAGCAGGGAAAAAUCAACAAGCCCGUUGUUGCGUGGGUCAGUGAAACUUGUGCUACACUCUUCAAGUCAGAAGUUCAGUUUGGCCCCGUGGGGGCAAAGAGUGAUGGUGAAAUGGAGUCAGCACAAGCAAAAAAUCAAGCACUCAAAGAUGCUGGAGCCGUAGUUCCUACCUCUUAUGAAGCUUUUGAAGGAGCUAUCAAAGAAACAUUUCAAAAGCUGGUCGAAGAGGGCAAAAUAACACCUGUAGAGGAAGUGACACCACCACAAAUUCCUGAGGAUCUUAACACAGCAAUUAAGAGUGGGAAAGUUCGGGUCCCGACUCAUAUUAUUUCCACCAUAUCUGAUGAGAGAGGUGUAGAGCAACGCUAUGCUGGUAUACCCAUGUCAACACUUGUGGAGGAGGGAUAUGGUGUCGCUGAUGUCAUUUCUCUGUUGUGGUUCAAACGCAGCCUACCUCGUUACUGCACACGUUUUAUUGACAUUUGCAUCAUGAUGUGUGCUGACCAUGGUCCUUGUGCCUCUGGUGCCCACAACGCCAUUGUGUCCGCUAGGGCCGGAAAAGACCUAAUUUCAUGCCUAGUUUCAGGAUUGCUGACUAUUGGUCCCCGGUUUGGUGGUGCUAUUGAUGAUGCCGCCCGGUAUUUCAAGGAUGCUUAUGACAGUGGUCUUACACCAUGUCAAUUCGUGGAAGGUAUGAAGAAAAAGGGAAUUCGAGUACCAGGAAUAGGUCACAGGGUAAAGAGAGGAGACAACAGAGAUAAGAGAGUGGAACUACUACAGCGUUAUGCAAGACAACAUUUUCCGUCUGUCGAGUACAUGGAGUAUGCGGUUAAGGUUGAAACGUAUACCCUGUCAAAGGCAAACAACCUAAUCCUCAACAUUGAUGGUGCCAUUGGGUCCCUCUUCUUGGAUCUCCUUGAGGGCACUGGAAUGUUCACCAAACAAGAAAUCGAUGAAAUAGUGGAAAUUGGCUACCUUAAUGGGCUGUUUGUGCUAGCCCGUUCAAUCGGUCUCAUUGGGCACACGUUCGACCAGAAGAGAUUGAAGCAGCCUCUAUACCGUCAUCCAUGGGAAGAUGUUUUAUACACCAAGUGAGAGCACCGUUCAUGUGUUCGACGAGUAUUUGCACUCCUAGGGACUUGGCCUAAAAUUUCAUUUUGCGAGUUCACCGGGGAGUCAACAAAGAGUCAACUCUCAGUUAUCAUUCAUGAUCAAUUCUUAGUUUUAAUGAGCCGACAUAUGUUACAGUCGUCAUUCAAUUGAAAGAAUCUCCGUUCCAAAACCGUACGUGUCAUACGGCACGGAGGAGUAUUUCUGCGUUUCCAGCUUAUGAAGAAAUAACACACCCAGAUUUCAAGCAUGUGUAAGAAGAGUUUGCUCAUUCCUAGUGGCCUUUGUCCCUUCCUGUAUUGAACCCUGUACCAUUCACUAAUGAAAUAAAAUGUGUAUUCAAAAUGUUACUUGUU